Vigna unguiculata (cowpea) is the source of this 1857-nucleotide messenger RNA. RefSeq names its product elongation factor Tu, chloroplastic. NCBI's taxonomy places the organism in Eukaryota, Viridiplantae, Streptophyta, Magnoliopsida, Fabales, Fabaceae. The record is from RefSeq and is a predicted model, not a curated record. Gene Ontology annotation, biological process: mitochondrial translational elongation. Gene Ontology annotation, cellular component: mitochondrion. Gene Ontology annotation, molecular function: GTPase activity; GTP binding; translation elongation factor activity.
ACUUAACAUGAGGUCCUCUUUCAUCCACAGCAGAUAGAGUAACAAUUUCCCAAACCCUUUCCCUAUCCUCUUCUUCUUCUUCUUCUCCUCACUCACACUCCCACUCUUCUUCGCCAAACCCAAAACCUCACUCUCCACCUUCAACCACCAAUCCCAAUGGCAAUUUCUUCGGCGGCGGCAGCAGCAGCAACCUCAAAGCUCGCAUACCCUCAUGUCUACCCCUCUCCUUCACCUUCAUCCAAUUCCCUAUUCCUAAAAUCCCACACACCCUCCACCACCCACCUUUCCUCCUCCUUCAUCCACCCCUCCACGGUCCUCCACCUCGCUCCCGUCCCCGCCGCCCUACGCCGCCGCUCCUUCACCGUCCGCGCUGCCCGCGGCAAGUUCGAGCGCAAGAAGCCCCACGUCAACAUCGGCACCAUCGGUCAUGUCGACCACGGCAAGACCACCCUCACUGCCGCCCUCACCAUGGCCCUCGCUUCCCUCGGCAACAGCGCCCCCAAGAAAUACGACGAAAUCGAUGCUGCCCCCGAGGAGCGCGCCCGAGGCAUCACCAUCAACACUGCCACCGUCGAGUACGAGACCGAGAACCGUCACUAUGCCCACGUCGACUGCCCCGGCCACGCCGACUACGUCAAGAACAUGAUCACUGGCGCCGCCCAGAUGGACGGAGCCAUCCUCGUCGUAUCCGGCGCCGACGGCCCAAUGCCGCAGACCAAAGAACACAUCCUUUUGGCCAAACAAGUCGGUGUACCCAACAUUGUGGUCUUCCUCAACAAGCAGGACCAGGUCGAUGACGAGGAGCUUCUGCAGUUGGUAGAAUUGGAGGUUCGUGAGCUUCUUUCUUCGUACGAAUUCCCUGGUGAUGAUGUUCCUAUUGUUUCUGGUUCUGCAUUGUUGGCUUUGGAAGCUUUGAUGGCCAACCCUUCCAUCAAGCGCGGCGAAAACCAAUGGGUUGAUAAGAUUUACGAGCUUAUGGAAGCUGUGGAUAACUACAUUCCCAUCCCUCAGCGCCAAACUGAGCUUCCCUUUUUGUUGGCCAUUGAGGAUGUGUUUACCAUCACUGGACGUGGAACCGUGGCUACUGGCCGUGUUGAGCGGGGUACCAUUAAGGUUGGAGAAACGGUUGAUAUUGUUGGUGUGAAGGAAACUAGGAACACCACUGUGACUGGGGUGGAAAUGUUUCAGAAGAUUCUGGACGAGGCUCUGGCUGGGGACAAUGUGGGGUUGUUGCUUAGGGGUAUUCAGAAGACUGAUAUUCAGAGAGGGAUGGUUUUAUCUAAGCCUGGAACCAUUACCCCUCACACCAAGUUUUCUGCAAUUGUGUAUGUCUUGAAGAAGGAAGAGGGUGGCAGACAUUCUCCCUUCUUCGCCGGUUACAGGCCUCAGUUCUACAUGAGGACAACCGAUGUUACUGGCAAAGUAACUUCCAUUAUGAAUGACAAGGAUGAGGAGUCCAAGAUGGUGAUGCCCGGUGACCGUGUUAAGAUGGUGGUUGAACUUAUUGUCCCCGUGGCUUGUGAACAAGGAAUGAGGUUUGCUAUCAGAGAAGGAGGCAAAACUGUUGGAGCUGGUGUUAUCCAAUCUAUCAUUGAGUAAAUUGUGUGAGAUUGGCAUCCCAACUACUUGCCUCUUACAUUUGUGGGCCAAGAAAGUAUCUAUCAUCUACGAUGGGCUUGUGCAAUUGAGUUUUUUUCAUUUUACACAACUGCUGUUAUAUCCAUUUUGUUAUAUUUUGUAGGUUUCUAGAUGUUGUUUAGUCAAGUUGGACAAUGAAUUAGCAAUGGCUUGUUUGACUUCCAUCUUUUUUUUGUUGUCAUAAUUCAUUUAUUAAGUGCUUGAGCAAGAUUCCACAAA